GGGCGCCGUGUUUUGUGGGCCGUUCGCUUGGAGGCCUUGUCUGGGUCUGGGGAACAUGGCGCUGCCGGCCGCCAGAGCCUGUUGGCGCAGGUUCGUGGGGUCCGCGGCGCUGGCCCGGGGGACUGGGCGACCCUCGAUACUCUUGCUGCCCGUGAGGAGGGAGAGCGCCGCGGCCAACGCGCGCCCCACUGUCAGACCACAGAAUGAUAUGGCCCAUAAGCAGCUCUCAGCCUUCGGAGAGUAUGUGGCUGAAAUCCUGCCCAAGUAUGUCCAACAAGUUCAGGUGUCCUGCUUCAAUGAGUUAGAGAUCUGUAUCCAUCCUGAUGGAGUCAUUCCAGUGCUGACUUUCCUCAAGGAUCACACCAAUGCACAAUUCAGAUCCUUGGCUGACUUGACAGCAGUGGACAUCCCAACCCGGCAGAAUCGUUUUGAGAUUGUCUACAACCUGCUGUCUCUGCGUUUCAACUCUCGGAUCCGUGUGAAGACCUACACAGAUGAGCUGACGCCCAUCGAGUCCAUUGUCUCUGUGCACAAGGCAGCCAACUGGUAUGAGAGGGAGAUCUGGGACAUGUUUGGAGUCUUCUUUGCUAACCACCCUGACCUAAGAAGAAUCUUGACAGAUUAUGGCUUUGAGGGACAUCCUUUCCGGAAAGACUUCCCCCUGUCUGGCUAUGUUGAGGUAAGAGAUUUGGAACUGGGCGUGAUGGCUCACGCCUGUAAUCCCAGCACUUUGA
Messenger RNA from Carlito syrichta (Philippine tarsier), 734 nucleotides. RefSeq names its product NADH:ubiquinone oxidoreductase core subunit S3 (gene NDUFS3). The annotation marks the transcript as partial. The transcript is spliced from 6 exons. The record is from RefSeq and is a predicted model, not a curated record. Gene Ontology annotation, molecular function: NADH dehydrogenase (ubiquinone) activity. Lineage: Eukaryota; Metazoa; Chordata; Mammalia; Primates; Tarsiidae.